Molecule: messenger RNA, 747 nt
Organism: Adineta steineri
Lineage: Eukaryota; Metazoa; Rotifera; Eurotatoria; Adinetida; Adinetidae
Source: the annotation of a GenBank genome assembly
AUGGAAAUUUUACAAAUACUUCGCAAUCAUAUUAUUAGUAAUGAACCUUCUUUUAUGUGCAAUGAUGAAACUUUUUCAACUAUAUUAAAUAAUAUUGAAAAACAAUUGAUUACUGAUCUUCAAGGUCAAAAUAAUGAAUUACAUUAUGAUCAAUUUAUAGCACGUUGUAUUGAUCUUGAAGGUCUCGAUGGUUGUGGUAAAUCGACAUUAGCAAUUGAAUUACAGAAACAAUUAAAUAUACGUGGACAAAAAUCACGUUUAUUAUCAACACCACCUGGUGAACUUCUGCCAUUUCGAUCUUAUUUUGAUGCACAACUAGAAUCUAUUCGUCGUGCUUUUUAUAAUCUAGGAAAUUUAAUUGUUUCAUUUGAAUUAAAAAAUCAACAAGAUACAAUAAUUGUUCUAGAUCGAUAUUGGCCAUCGACAAUUGCUUAUCAACAAGCAAAAAUAAUUGAUAAUAAUCAAAUAAAUAUUUCAUGGCCUAAUUAUUUAGUUCAACCUGCUGUAAUUGUUUAUAUUUAUGUAGAUGAAGCUGAACGAUGUCGACGUAUCACACAACGAUCUGUAUCAAUUCCUGUUACUGUAGAAGAAAAACAAUUAGCUGAACAAGAAGCAUUUCGUAAUCGACUUGAUUUUAUUUAUCGAAAUCAUAUACCGAGUUCUCAUCUACAUGUUAUUGAUGGAAAUAGAGCAACAAAUGUCAUUGCAAAUGAUAUUCUUAAUUUAUUAUCCGAACAAAAUUUGUAG